Messenger RNA from Penaeus chinensis, 7441 nucleotides. Its product is annotated as 5-oxoprolinase-like. Gene Ontology annotation, molecular function: 5-oxoprolinase (ATP-hydrolyzing) activity. The record is from RefSeq and is a predicted model, not a curated record. Gene Ontology annotation, cellular component: cytosol. NCBI's taxonomy places the organism in Eukaryota, Metazoa, Arthropoda, Malacostraca, Decapoda, Penaeidae. Gene Ontology annotation, biological process: glutathione metabolic process.
CUUUGGAUGGAAAUGGUGGCUAUUUUUGAGUGUCUUGCUUCACCCCCGAGUUUGAUAUAUGUUUGGCACCCUUCUAUUGUGAUGUCAUCCUCUGUGCUCUGUUCGUUUCAGGAUUUUCAGCCCCUCUUUGUGAGUUUAAAAAGAAUGUGUAAUGAUGAGGAGUGUUAAUGCAGAGUCUCAAAGAAGAGAGAGUCAGGCCAAGGGCUUCUGCUCCGGUUUCCAGGAUCAGCUUCGAGGGGUUAACGUCCUUUUCAUGCAAAGCGACGGCGGGUUAACGAGAAUGGACUGCUUCAAUGGGUCAAGAGCAAUUCUCUCCGGUCCAGCAGGUGGUGUUGUAGGCUAUGCCAUGACGAGCUAUGAACAGCUUGGAAACCAGCCUGUCAUUGGCUUUGACAUGGGGGGGACCUCGACCGAUGUCUCACGAUAUGCCGGGGAAUAUGAGCAUGUCUUUGAGAGCACGACAGCUGGUGUGACUAUUCAGGCUCCACAGCUUGAUGUGAACACUGUGGCAGCUGGUGGUGGAUCCCAGUUGUUCUUCCGGUCUGGGAUGUUUGUUGUUGGGCCAGACUCUGCAGGAGCGCACCCGGGACCCGUGUGCUACAAAAAGGGCGGGCCCCUGGCAGUGACGGAUGCAAACCUGGUGCUGGGACGUCUUUUGCCGCACUACUUUCCCAAGAUCUUUGGGCCCCAAGAGAACGAACCACUUGACAAGGACUCGGUUAUUAAAGCCUUUAAAAAGAUUACAAAUGAAGUAAAUGCACAUCGGUCAUCCCAGCAGUUGAGCGUAGAGGAAGUAGCUAUGGGCUUCAUCAGGGUAGCUAAUGAGGCAAUGUGUCGACCUAUCAGAGCUCUUACCCAGGCCAAGGGUCAUGAUACCUCACAACAUGCCCUGGCAGUGUUUGGAGGUGCAGGGGGCCAGCAUGCCUGUGCUGUGGCCCGCUCCCUGGGCAUGAAGACAGUCAUGAUCCAUAAGUAUGCAGGCAUUCUCUCUGCAUUUGGCAUGGCACUUGCUGAUGUUGUCCAUGAGGCCCAAGAGCCAUGUGCCAAGAAUUAUGACCCAGACAACUUUGCAUACUUUGAAUCCCGUCUCACUGCCUUAGAGAAUGAGUGUAAUGAGGCUCUGAUGAGGCAGGGUUUCUCCAAGGCUAAUAUUGCCUUUGAACCAUUCCUCCACCUGCGCUACCAAGGCACAGACUGUGCACUCAUGGUUACGCCUUUGAAGGAGAAGGCAGGGGGUAAACGAAAGUCAUAUUCUUACGUAGAUUUUCAGACGGCCUUUUUGGAAAGGUACAAGAGAGAGUUUGGAUUUGUAAUCGAUGAUCGAGACAUAGUUGUGGAUGACAUCAGAGUCCGUGGGGUUGGAAAGUCUCAGAUAUCAACUGAAGAAAUAUUGCCACAAGCCACAGGGGAACCACUGCUGGAAACAGUGACCAAGGUGUAUUUUGAGGAGGGCUAUCAAGACACAAAUGUCUAUCUUUUAGAGUGCCUGGCACCGGGCCACGUCAUUCCUGGUCCUGCAAUAAUUAUGGACAAGUUGUCGACCAUACUCAUUGAGCCAGGUUGCACAGGCCACAUCACUGCCCAGGGGGAUGUGCGUAUUGAAAUAGGCAGCUUGAAAAAGCACACCAUUGGCACAGAACUCGAUGCUAUCCAACUCUCAAUUUUCUCGCAUCGGUUCAUGAGUUUAGCUGAACAGAUGGGAAGGAUUCUCCAGAGGACAUCCAUAUCUACCAACAUCAAGGAGCGUCUGGACUUUUCCUGUGCGCUCUUUGGUCCCGAUGGAGGCCUGGUGUCAAACGCUCCUCAUAUUCCUGUACAUUUAGGGGCUAUGCAAGAGACCGUGCAGUACCAGCUACAAGCUUUGGGUGAUAGUUUGAGGGAUGGAGAUGUGCUGCUGUCAAACCAUCCUUCUGCCGGUGGCUCCCAUUUGCCCGACCUCACAGUUAUCACACCCGUCUUCCGAAAGGGUGUUCACAAGCCGGUCUUCUAUGUGGCCAGCAGAGGACACCAUGCGGACAUUGGUGGCAUUACGCCAGGUUCUAUGCCCCCACACUCGACCUCCAUCCACCAAGAAGGCGCUGUAUUCCUGACGUUCAAGCUGGUCGACCAGGGGGUGUUUCAGGAGAAAAACCUUAUUGAAGCCCUAAACGCUCCAGGCAAGAUAGAGGGCUCAUCAGGUACUCGCAACCUCAGAGAUAACCUGUCAGACCUCCGAGCGCAAGUUGCUGCUAAUCACAAGGGCAUCCAGUUGGUGAACGAACUGAUUGACUACUACACCCUUGACGUGGUCCAGGCAUACAUGGGCCACAUACAAACGAGUGCUAAGCUAGGGGUCCAGGACCUGCUGCGCGAAGUAGGUUCAAGAGUGCGAUUGAAGACGGGUUCAUCCUCGUUGCAUGCGAUUGAUUACAUGGAUGAUGGCUCACCCAUCGAGUUGAGUGUAGACAUCGAUGUGGAAAGGGGAACGGCUGUCUUUGAUUUCAGUGGAACAGGUCCUGAAGUGUGGGGAAACUGCAAUGCCCCAAGAGCCAUCACAGUGUCCGCUGUGAUCUAUUGCCUUCGAUCCAUGGUUGGCCACGACAUGCCGUUAAACCAGGGUUGCUUGAGCCCCAUCACCAUCAGGAUCCCUCCUGGGUCCCUCCUGGAUCCCUCAGAGGACGCAGCGGUGGUGGGCGGCAACGUGCAGACAUCCCAAAGGGUUGUAGAUGUGAUUCUUCGUGCCUUUGGGGCCUGCGCAGCUUCUCAGGGGUGCAUGAACAACAUAACCUUUGGCGAUGAAUCAGUUGGCUAUUAUGAGACGGUAGCAGGAGGCGCUGGGGCGGGCCCCUCUUGGGAAGGGCGCAGUGGUGUGCACACGCACAUGACGAACACACGCAUCACUGACCCAGAGAUUCUUGAGCGACGUUACCCAGUCAUACUGAACAAAUUUACGCUGAACCCAAACACUGGUGGCCAAGGGAAAUUCAGAGGCGGAGACGGUGUGAUCAGAGAACUUGUUUUCCGUCGUCCUCUAACCCUUUCAAUCCUGACUGAGAGGAGAGUCUUCCCACCGUAUGGAGUGGAAGGCGGGAAAGAUGGAAAGAGGGGAAAUAAUCUGCUUAUAAGGAAGUCAGGACGGACGAUUCGGCUGGGCUCUAAGACGUCGGUUGAAGUGCAGAAAGGGGAUUCUUUCCGGCUACUGACUCCAGGUGGAGGUGGAUAUGGUAUUGCUGCGAACACUGCCCACGAAACCAAGGGAAGCAGAGGCCCCCAUGAACCCCCCCAGAAGAAGCAGAGGCAUGUCGAGAGAGGCAGUGUGUUUGAGUACACACGGGCACAGGAGAGUGUCUAAGCUUCACAGAAUUUAAUGUCUACUAAUAGAUAUAUACAGUGGGAUCUGUUAUGCAGCUGUUUAGCAAUCGGAGAAGUGAAAGAGAAAGAGAGACUUACUGAUUGACUUUUUAUUAGGCUAGGAAACUAUGUAAGUUUGAGGCAGUAAUUACUAUUGUUAAAGCCAGUCAGUCAAAAAUUCUACAAAGCAGAAACUAGAAGCAAUAAUCCCUACAAAUAGAGGUUGAUGCCCAUGCCUAGUAUGUAAUAGUAUGUAUUAAUGUCACUAUAAGCACACUAAUUAGAUAUAUUUCUUGAUAUAUUGAUUGGCAUUAGAUUUUUAAGUAACGUUUGAAAGCACUAUGCAAAUUAUGUAUAAGGAACCGUAUUUAACUGGAUGUAUCACAGUACACAGUCGAGAUGUCUACCCUAGUGAGAUGAAUUUUUUUUUCAUGUAAGAGGGAUGAUUAGCAUUAACACACUAAUUAAUUUAACUUUUUAGCAAUAUAUAGCAAGAUUGCAAAGGAGAUACUAGACACAGUUCCUCAAUAUACUGGUAUUACAUAAGAAAGCAUUACUUAGUUCCUCAAUAGAUUUUAUUACUUAGGCAGCAUUUACAGUGAAAUGUCCAUUAACAACACACUUCAUCUAAUUUGACUAAUUCAUAAGGCUACUAUGCACCCAUAGCUGAUUUUAAAACUUAUUUUAAAAAAUAUUUUGAGGGUAUUGUCAAGAAUUAUUGCACAUUAUAUUAAAGUUAUAAAAGGUUCAACUACAGGAGGCCAAGCUGUGCUGUUUUUGAGAGAGCGUAUCAUACUGCAGGAAUGGAUAAGAAGCCCUCUGGUUAAUGAGAAUUUAGACAGGCAAAAAUGUCCCUUGGGCUAUGAGACUCAUGCUCAUAUUCAGUGACACUGGACACCUUUUCGGUGAUGGCACAGCUCUGAUUGGCUGUGACAUGAGGUAGCUCAAUGAAAGUUAGAACUUUGGGUUCAGCUCUGCCAGAGACACAAGAAGCUCUUUGUGAAAUGUAUCUGGAGUAUUUUUAAAUGCAAGUCUUGGUGAGUCACAAACAGGCCAUUUUAUUUGCACCGGGAAAGCCUCAUUAUAGCCAUAGGUUUGAGACUCGGUAAAGGUGGAGGUACUUUAAUGUUCUAUAUUGUUCUAUAUAUUGUCUUUCUUUGAUACAUUCCUAGGAUGGAGAGAGCUUAGAUCCAUAUAUCUCUCACCAGUUCCAUAAAAUUCAAUUGGGACAUCUCCCUAAAAUAAGUUGGAUGUCGACCACAGCCAUUGGCGAGGAUGGAGCCAGUGGACUGUUCUGUGAAAUAUUAUUGCAUAUAUAUUUCACAACACAGAGACUCGUUUGAAACGAAUAGGAGGUCGAGUUAGAGAGUUCAAAAAAAAAAUUGGGACUGAAAUUAUUGGUUGUGUGAUAUAUAUUUCAUUUUUUAUAUAUAAUCUUUAAAGAAUGUUGUUAACUUAAUGGCCACUGGUGGCAUACUAAUGUGCCAUGUCUACAGUCAUUUUAGAUUAUUAAAUGUGUUUACACAGAAAUGGCACCACAAGUGCUUAGUCAUCAAGGAGUUAGUUAAUAGCAGGCUUUAGUCCUACCCAUCACUACUGUUUACCCUUUUACUUGAUUUUUGGAAAGAUUCCUUUUUAUCUUUUAUUGUUAUAACUAUUUUAAUCAUGUUAUAAUAAUUGUAAUGUCAAUAAUAAUAACACUAAAUGUAUUGAUAGUAUUAGAAAAAAAAAAAAAAUCACAAAUUCAAUUAAUGGGGAAACCAGGUGGGGUCACAAGGGCUGACUAAUUGACUUCUUGGUUAAGCCAUCUGUUUAUAACAAAAUUCACAAAAAACUACAUUGAACAGGAAACGUAUCCACAGCCAUUGGGUUAAUUUCAGAUAACUAAUCUUACAACUGGAUGAAUAUGUAACAGAUUUACUUUGCAAUAUCUCUCACAAAUUGUAUUACACUUGUUUCUCCCAGUGGGAUAUUUACUUGAAAUACGUUGAUUAUAAGUACUACCUCCCGUAUCCUGCAUUACUUGUGUCAUGAACUUAUUAUGGGUGUUUAUCCUCAGUUUAUCUAGCUUUAGUUUACACACAACUUCAGUAUUAAUUAAUUUGUCAUUAAUAGGAGUGUUUCUUUCAUCAGUACCUCUUGGUCCUAGAGUGAAAUAUACCUUUGGUCUGAAUUGUGACUUGUUUUCAUUACUGAAGUACAAAUGCACCAGUACUGGUUCUAAUAUUUUGUGUUUUGUUUUUUGAGAUACCAGCCUUCUCAUGGUUGAAAUCAAUGUACAAAAACCCUACUUCUUGCAUUCUUUACAAAUAAUUGUGUCCUUACUUCUUCCAUUCUUUAGAAAUAACUGCUACCCAGUACAAAGAAAAAAUUAUCCAUAAAAAAUUUAAAACUUCUAGCUUGUUUGUCCCACCAAACACAAAAAAGAAAUGAUUAUUCAUUUCAUUUUGAGAGCUCAAUAUUAUGCACCAGAAAAUGUAUACUUCAUUGCCUUAUCUCAAAUAGGAGUGUCAGUAGAGCACAAAAUUGAAAUAAGUUAUCAUGUAUGAAUGAAAAUGAGGAGAGAUUACUAUGAAUAUGUAAAUAAAACAUAAAACAUUUUCACGUACAACAAUGAAAUAUCUUUGUAGCUGUAUUUUUAUAAGUAUCUAGAUGUAUGAAUAGUAAAAAGAUAAUAUACCAGGAGGUAAUGCUAUGAUACAUCAUAGUAUAUGAGUGAGGAAUGUAGGAGGAGGAAAGGGUCUUGGGUUUAUUGGCUGGAUGAAAUAUGCCAUGCAGCACCAGAAUUACAACUUUUCAUGCAUUGCGGUUCAUUCACAAGAAGGUAGAGCCAGAAUGCAUGAUGUAAUUGGUUUGGGCAGUGGAGAUAUACCAGAGUAAGGGAAUGGGGAGUAAUAUUUUUAUUUGGUUAUGGAUGGAGGACACUUGGCAAACAGUACCAGAUAUUAGUGGACAAUAAUUCGUAAUGGGAAAAGUUGUGGGGGGGAAAAUCCCACCAGUUCUUAAUCAGCCUGCCAAGAGCAUGGUAAAAAUGACUUUAGAGGUUAAUAAUAAGAAAAUGUCAUAUAUGUCUCACAGUAGAAGUGAUUAUUCCCUUUCCAGCUUGAAGUCAGCCUGCUAUAUUUUCUCCAAGGAGGGAGGUGCCCAUACACCUUUUUGAACCACUCACAAGAGCCCCAGGCAACAUGCUGAACCACACAUUGGGGUACACACACAGUCAGCUGCUUAAGGGGAAAAUUAGAAGUGUGGGAAACAAAAUUACCCUGCUCUCUAUGCCCUCCAUGCUCAAUUGAUUAGAUAACAAAGAUGAAAGAGGCUUUAUGCAUACUUUGGACAUCAAGGCAGUCUACCAUGACAUGACUGGAUGUCCUCCGGUUGUGAAUGGGUUAAUAAAGUAUUAACCCACACACACUGGGAUAUCUACGUGCCAUGCCAAGCCACACGCCAGGCUUUAUGUGCUUUCAGUACAGGAAACACAUUUACCUCAGUCUCUACAGUUUUGUCUGUUCUCUGUUUUAGGAAAUGAGGUUAGAAAGAGACUGUAUACCUUAAUCUCAAUCCCCUCAAGGCUAUAAAAAAAAAAAUUAAAAAAAAAAAAAAGCAUAAAUAUUUAGCCUGCAUAUUUUGGAGCAGGCUUGACUGUUAUGGAAUGGGUGCUUUUCUCCCAACAUUUGACCCAGUUUAUUAUGACAUGACUGGAAUAUCAUCCAGUCAGUACAAGAGGGUUAAGGUUUAGUAAUCUUAUGUUUCUUUCCUUUUGUCCAAUAAGGACAGGUGUUUAUUUUUGCAUGUACCUUUACUACCUUUUCAUUUUUCUGAGUACUGUCUUUUUCUUUCUUUUUUUUUUUUCCCCAUUUAUAUUUUAUUAUAAUCUAAGAAUUAAAUAUUGGUGAAGUGCCUAUGUAUUUGCUUAUAUAUAGUUCUGUUAUGUUACUGUAUUGUUAAAAAGUUUAUAAAUAUUAAUGAUUAAAAAAAAAUGUAUGUUUUCAUACAUUAUACAUCACAUACAUGACACACAUGAAACACAUACACACAAAACACAAAUGUUGAAAAUGUCAAGCAACAUAUACAUGGUGUUAUCUAAAUAAAAAUUGUGUAACAUUCAUUAAAA